GGUUCCUACCUCACGGCUAAUCGAUUAGGACUUCCGCCACAGGCCAGGGCGAAUUGGAGCCUGAGAGGGAGUGCCUUUCCAUCCACAUUGGCCAAGCUGGCGUCCAGAUUGGGGAUGCUUGCUGGGAACUCUAUUGCCUGGAACAUGGAAUCCAGCCAGAUGGCGCUGUUCUCAGUAGUAGAAAGGAUCAGCUGGAAAGUGGGAACAUGGAGCACAUGGAUGCAUCUUUCAAUACCUUCUUUUGUGAGACGAGAGCUGGGAAGCACGUGCCCAGAGCACUCCUCAUGGAUCUGGAUCCCGCUGUUAUAGAUGGGAUUCGAGCCAGCCAGCGCCGCUCACUUUUCCACCCAGAGCAGCUCGUCAGUGGGAAGGAAGACGCCGCAAACAACUAUGCCCGCGGUCGCUACUCUGUGGGGUCCGAGAUCAUCGACCUUGUGCUCGAGAGGAUCCGAAAGCUGGCAGAGCAGUGCAGUGGACUUCAGGGAUUUUUGAUUUUCCGAAGCUUUGGAGGAGGCACUGGAUCAGGAUUUACAUCUCUCUUAAUGGAGCAGCUCUCGAUAGAAUACAACAGGAAGACGAAAUUGGAGUUCUCUGUCUAUCCAGCCCCCCGGAUCUCCACCGCUGUUGUGGAGCCUUACAACUCCGUCCUCACCACGCACACCACCCUGGAACACUCAGACUGCACAUUCAUGGUGGACAACGAGGCCAUCUAUGACAUCUGCCACCAUAAACUCGGUGUCGAGCGUCCCUCUUACGCCAGCAUUAAUAGGCUGAUAGGCCAGGCGGUAUCUUGCAUUACUGCUUCUCUCCGGUUUGAGGGGCCCUUGAAUGUGGACCUCAUUGAAUUCCAGACCAACCUUGUCCCUUAUCCAAGAAUACAUUUCCCCAUGACAACCUUGGCCCCCAUCAUCUCUGCUGACCACGCCUACCAUGAGGAGCUCUCUGUGUCCGACAUCACUGCUGCUUGCUUUGACUUCUCCAAUCAGCUGGUCAAGUGUGACCCUCGGCUGGGGAAGUACAUGGCCUGCUGCCUACUGUACAGAGGGGAUGUGGUCCCCAAAGACGUGAAUGCAGCCAUCGCAGCCAUGAAGUCAAGGAACUCUGUGCAGUUUGUGGAUUGGUGUCCGACUGGUUUCAAGGUGGGCAUCAACAACCAGCCACCCAUGGUGAUGCCAGGAGGGGACCUGGCCAAGAUCCAGCGGGCUGUGUGUAUGAUGAGCAACACCACGGCUGUCGGGGAGGCCUGGGCCCGCCUGGACCACAAGUUCGACCUCAUGUAUGCCAAGAGGGCGUUUCUGCAUUGGUACAGCAAGGAAGGCAUGGAGGAAGGCGAGUUCUCAGAGGCCAGGGAAGACUUGGCCGCUCUGGAGAAGGAUUAUGAAGAAAUGGGGCAAAGUUUCUGAUGGAAAUGUGGCCAAGGAGAGUAAGCGUUAAGU
This is a messenger RNA of Lontra canadensis (Northern American river otter), 1436 nucleotides long. RefSeq names its product tubulin alpha like 3 (gene TUBAL3). Gene Ontology annotation, molecular function: structural constituent of cytoskeleton; GTP binding. The record is from RefSeq and is a predicted model, not a curated record. Gene Ontology annotation, biological process: mitotic cell cycle; microtubule cytoskeleton organization. Gene Ontology annotation, cellular component: cytoplasm; microtubule. The transcript is spliced from 4 exons. Bases 207 to 1403 code for a protein of 398 amino acids. Lineage: Eukaryota; Metazoa; Chordata; Mammalia; Carnivora; Mustelidae.